AUGAAGGUUUUGUCGUCGACCUUGGCUGUGCUCCUGUGCUUGGCUGCUGGGCAAGAUCACCACCUGCGAGGGAAUGCAGCUGCUUCAGCUGAGGCAGAGCCUGUCCCAGUGACCGAGCCCGUUGCGGAGGAAGGUGCUCCAGUUGAGCUUGCGAGCCUGGGAGUUGAGUCAAACUCUGAAGCUGCAGGUGCCACGUGUGAGAAAUGGGUCACUUGCAAGGAUGGCUUCUUUGGCAACAUCAAGUGCAGUGGCUCUCGUUACUGCAAAGUAUGGGGGCCUGCACCGGGGCCGCAUGGGGCUAGUUGCAAGAAAUGGGUCACUUGCAAAGACGGCUUCUUUGGCAACAUCCGUUGCUCUGGCUCUCGAUAUUGUGAAGCCUGGCGGUAG
Durusdinium trenchii is the source of this 387-nucleotide messenger RNA. The record is from the annotation of a GenBank genome assembly. NCBI's taxonomy places the organism in Eukaryota, Dinophyceae, Suessiales, Symbiodiniaceae.